Messenger RNA from Passer montanus (Eurasian tree sparrow), 597 nucleotides. It is a transcript of the gene POLE3, whose product is annotated as DNA polymerase epsilon 3, accessory subunit. Bases 58 to 489 code for a protein of 143 amino acids. Gene Ontology annotation, cellular component: epsilon DNA polymerase complex; CHRAC. The record is from RefSeq and is a predicted model, not a curated record. The transcript has 5 exons. NCBI's taxonomy places the organism in Eukaryota, Metazoa, Chordata, Aves, Passeriformes, Passeridae. Gene Ontology annotation, biological process: DNA damage response; heterochromatin formation; leading strand elongation. Gene Ontology annotation, molecular function: protein heterodimerization activity; chromatin DNA binding.
GCGGUGCGCGCCGGGAGCGGGCGGGGCGGCGGCGGAGCGCGGGCUGGGAGGCCCAGGAUGGCGGAGAGACCGGAGGACCUGAACCUGCCCAACGCCGUCAUCACCCGCAUCAUCAAGGAGGCGCUUCCUGAUGGAGUCAAUAUUUCCAAAGAAGCCCGGAGCGCAAUCUCCCGAGCAGCCAGUGUGUUUGUGCUGUAUGCAACAUCGUGUGCAAAUAACUUUGCCAUGAAGGGGAAGAGGAAAACCCUGAAUGCUGGGGACGUGCUCUCUGCCAUGGAGGAGAUGGAGUUCCAGAGAUUCGUGGCCCCUCUGAAGGAAUCCCUGGAAGUUUACAGGCGUGAGCAGAAAGGAAAGAAAGAGGCCAGGAAAGAUAAAGACAAGAAGGCAGACUCGGAGGAGCAAGAUAAGAGCCGAGAGGAGGACAAUGAUGACGACGAUGAAAGGAUGGAGGAGGAAGAACAAAACGAUGAGGAAGAGGUGGACAACUGAGCUGGCUCGUGGGCAGGGGCUGGGGUGUGCUCAGAGGGAUGUGAAGGCUGUAAAUCGACCUUGCUGCAUCCCCUCGUGUUUCCACUAGAGCUUUGUGCUGCCCCUCUG